Molecule: messenger RNA, 1675 nt
Organism: Aedes aegypti (yellow fever mosquito)
Lineage: Eukaryota; Metazoa; Arthropoda; Insecta; Diptera; Culicidae
Exons: 4
Coding region: 709-1554 (281 amino acids)
Source: RefSeq, a predicted model, not a curated record
UCGAGUUUUGAGUUAUGGGGAGUUAACUGUAGUUUUUUUUUAUAACAAAUACAAUAUUCAAUAACUGGAUUGCUCAUUGUUUUUUUUUUUCAUUGGCCUAUUUCAAUGCAUAGAUAUUUGAAGAACUUUCUUAAAAGCAUUAGAAAAUCAUUCAAUAAUUUUCUAUAUGUUAAAAUAAGCUUUAUUUCAACUGAAUUUCAUUCUGUAAUUAUUUUACUUCAUAUUUAAUUUCACAAUGAAUACAUAAAUAAUCGACCAUCCGGGGGUGAAAUGAGCAUCACUAAUACCAUCCGUUCAAGUGAAAUUCUAUACCGCGAUCAAAAGUACGUUUUGUUUUGUAUCUCCUCACGUGAAAAUUUACCGCUGAUUCGGAAAAAAAUAACAAAAAUGGGUCGAAAACGAGUGACUGCUGCCAAGAAACGAGUGCUCCGAAGUGCGACUGCAAAAAACAUUGGAUUCCUUGUUGAAAAACUUCCGGAAUUGCAGGUAAAACAUCCUGAUCAUUGUUGACCACAACCUAACGAUGAACUGUUGUUAUUGACUCGGUGGAGAGUGAAACCUAACCUGAUUUGUUGUUCUUUCCAGGAAUCUGACGUAAAGAGCACACCAGCAAGCAAAAAGGUGAAAUUUCAAUCCGACAUUGACGUGCAGGACGAUGAUUCUGGACCUGACUUAGUAGUCAAUAAGGAUAGAGAUUUCGAAAAAUAUAUGGGCUCAGAUUCCGAUGAUGAUUCACCAUGCGAAUCCAUCGCCGCGCAACCUGUUUCGAAGCCGCUGCUUAGAACAUAUCGCCGGAGAAUAACCAUCGAUGAGUUGCUCGAGGAUUGGAAUGUCGGUGAUCAGAAUGCAACAACAAACAGCGGAAUUGGAGUAAAUUUGGAAGAACCAUCGGAACCUAUCGCGAAAAGCAGCAAUACAAUUGAAUGUUCGUGUGGGAUGGCAGAAGAGGCUAAAAAAUACAAGAAUUUGUAUGAGUCUCUACUUACGGCAACGAUGGAUAAAGAAGCAGUACGUCAAGAUUCUCUAGAUCCUGCUACCAAGGAAAAGCUUCUCAAACAAAAUGCGGAACUGGUUGGACGCAACGCAAAGCUUCAGGAAGCCUUGACAUCGAAGCUGUUGCCACAGCCCGAAGUUCCUUUCAAAGAUGUGAAAGGCGAUUUUCUGGACGCUGAGACCAUCCGUUUGAUUUCAAUAGAAGCUGACACGGAUUAUCUAUUCAUGAAGUUUCUCAUGAUGAGACUAUGGCCAGAGGGUUUAACCGGUCGUUCAGUUACCGGGCGUCGGUCUAAUAAUCCUUCGGGCCGUUCAAAAUCAAAGCCUUCAAACGCCAGCGACCAUACGGAACUCCCAGAAUCAACCAACGUCAUCAGAGCCGCUGAGGAUGCCGAAGGAGCAACAAAGCGUCCCCUCGAAAAAGAUAGGGUCGAUUUUCUGAUCUCUUGUCUGUAUCGCCGUCGAGUAUUCUUGAAGGAUGAUGCCAAUACUGCCCAAGUACAUACCAAAGCAGGAAUCUCGCUGAUGACACGAGUAAUCGCGAAUUCGACGCGUAAGUGAGACAAGAUUCAGCGAAUUUGCGGAUGCGAUUUUUAAUCAUUAAUUUUUAACGUGUAACUCUUGACUGUUUGAAUUGUUUUGUUGCCUGUUACAUUGUCAUAAUGUCUGAGUUAGACGAAUA